Epinephelus fuscoguttatus (brown-marbled grouper) is the source of this 1529-nucleotide messenger RNA. RefSeq names its product core histone macro-H2A.1. Gene Ontology annotation, cellular component: nucleosome. Gene Ontology annotation, molecular function: DNA binding; protein heterodimerization activity; structural constituent of chromatin. The transcript is spliced from 10 exons. The record is from RefSeq and is a predicted model, not a curated record. Bases 234 to 1463 code for a protein of 409 amino acids. Gene Ontology annotation, biological process: nucleosome assembly. NCBI's taxonomy places the organism in Eukaryota, Metazoa, Chordata, Actinopteri, Perciformes, Serranidae.
UCCCCUUUGCAGCAUCAGUAGCACAGAGCCAGCCUCCAACCAGGCUACGCUAUUCCUGCCUGCUCUGUGCCUUUUUGUAAGGUUGGGAAGAUAGAUUACGCACAAGGACAGCAAAUAAACAGAACCAAAACAAAGCGCUUCGUCUUUCACCGGGGGGGGGAUUCGUCUGUCUUCCGUGCAGGAGCAUCUCUCAUCCGCGCUUAUUCGCGUGAAAAGCGGACAAACAGAGCAGCAUGUCAGCCAGAGGAGGAAAAAAGAAGGCCACCAAGCUGUCCCGUUCAGCCAGGGCAGGUGUCAUCUUUCCUGUGGGAAGGAUGAUGAGGUACCUUCGCACGGGCACACACAAAUACCGCAUUGGCAUGGGGGCACCUGUCUACAUGGCAGCCGUCAUCGAGUACCUGGCAGCUGAGAUCUUGGAGCUGGCAGGAAAUGCAGCACGGGACAACAAGAAAGGCAGAAUAACUCCCAGGCACAUCAAGCUGGCUGUGGCCAAUGAUGAGGAGCUCAACCAGCUGUUGCUGCUUGUUCUCGCAAGAUUUCAGGCACAGUAUGAGAUCGCUGCUUGUUCUCGCGAUAUUUCGGCCCCACUUUGGAAAGCAGAGCUAGAUGGUAAACAAACAUGGCACCACACCGGUAAGCUUCUGCGGGGGGUUACCAUAUCAAAUGGAGGGGUUCUGCCUCGGAUCCACCCAGAAUUGCUUUCCAAAAAGAGAGGAGGCCGGGUGAAGGCGGACAGCCAGGCGUCUCUCCCAGAGAAGCAGGAAGAACGCUCAAAGAACAAGAAACCAGCCAAAUCCCUCAAAAAGGUUAAAGGCAAACGUGGCCGCAAGCCAAAGAGCACAGACGAGUCUGUACCAAACUCCACAGUGGAAGACGGUCCUGGAGAUGGAUUCACCAUCCUGUCUGCAAAGAGCCUUUUCCUUGGACAAAAGCUUUCACUAACAGAGAGUGAAAUCAGCAAAAUUGGAACAAUCAAAGUGGAGGGGAUAAUUAACCCAACAAAUGCAGAGAUGGACCUCAAAGAUGGAGUGGGUAACGCCCUGGAGAAAGCUGGAGGUAGAGAGUUCCUGGAGGGAGUCAAGGAGCUGCGGAAAGCACAAGGGCCUUUGGAGGUGGCGUCAGUGGCAGUUAGCCAGGCCAGUGGGAUGGCAGCCCGCUUCAUCAUCCACUGUAACGUCCCUCAGUGGGGUUCAGACAAGUGUGAGGACCAGCUAGAGAAGACUGUGAAGAACUGCCUCUCAGCUGCAGAGGAGAAGAAGCUCAAGUCUGUGGCUUUCCCUUCACUUCCAGCUGGACGGAAUGGAUUCCCAAAACAAACAGCUGCCCAGCUUAUCCUCAAGGCCAUCUCCAACCAUUUUGUGUCGUCCACCAGCUCCUCUCUGAAAAACAUUUACUUUGUUCUGUUUGACAGUGAGAGUAUUGGAAUAUACCUUCAGGAAAUGGCCAAGCUGGACGCCAAGUGAGGAUUCUUGUUUUAUGGGUCUGUUUUUUUAACUGUUGUUUGUUGCAGGUGGUGUAGAUAGGUGAUG